CUAAAGAAAUGUCCUUUGAAAAGUAUAGCUUCAACAUUAUUCAGACCUCUGACUCCUUUUUCUCGACUUCCACUAAUACUGCGAUUACUCAUCAAGAUUUGCUCACAUACAUCAGUUCUCUUCAAGACACUAUAGCUGCAGUUGCAAGUUCGUCAAAUCGUUUGGAGAAGAAAACUAAAGAAUAUUCCAGUGGUUCAAGUUGUAAAAAGUAUGCACUUCUUCGUAUCAAGUUAAAUGAUACAUAUACAGAACUCAAGAAAAGGAAGUCACAAAAAGAGAUGCUGCAAAAAAUUAAAGACCUCAAAAAGCAUGUAAUAGAUUUAGAGAAGGAAAAUCUUUGCCACUGA
Molecule: messenger RNA, 347 nt
Organism: Racocetra persica
Lineage: Eukaryota; Fungi; Glomeromycota; Glomeromycetes; Diversisporales; Gigasporaceae
Source: the annotation of a GenBank genome assembly